AUUUAUAAUUAGAUUUCUUUCCUCCGCCUAUUGUCAUCGGUAUUUUUGUAUUUGGUGAGUGAUAGCAAAGCAGUCGGUGCAUUUUGUAACAAUAACAAAGAUGCUUAGAUAAUGGUUGACUUGAAUAUAAUGAAAGAGCCUGCAAGACAUACAUAGAACGCAGUGAAUUACAUUUCUAUGGCGCGAGCAUUCAAAGUUCAAAGUAUUUCAGGAAUUGCAAAAUGAUAACUAAUAUAAUGAAAGUUAUAUUAAACCAUGGAAACAUUGUGAAUCCUGCCAUUGGCUGUGGUGGUUGCUAAGGAGUAUGUUUCUCCGUUGCUGCGUCGAAUAGGCAAUGAAACAUCAGCGGUCACUGAUCAUCGCAUCUAUAUCAGGACCGAAUAUGGCAGCCGGUUGCAUUGUGGUGCCUCUCAUCAUACCGAUUCGAAUCCCCCCUCCUGGUAAAGCCAAGCAUGAGAUAGACACCACAACUCCAGUGGAGCUCAAAUCAGAUACCCAAGAUGUCACUAUCUACUACACUCUGGAUGGUACUAAACCAGAGGUGACGAAGAGACCAGGGUUUGGAGAGAACAACACUUUGAAGUAUAGCGGACCAAUACGCUUACCUGAGGGCAAAGUGUCAGUCAAAGCUCUGGCUAUCACCAGGGAUGGUCGAGAGAGUGCCAUUGUCACCAAGCUAUUUCUGGUGGAGUAUGUGCCCUCAAACGAGCCACCUUCCAUUGAGGACAAGGAUGAUAACUUUCUGAAGGAGUAUGAACGAGACCUCUCUAGACAGGAGAUGGGGACAGCGAACGGUUCUGGAGAUGCCUCACUGAAGCUUCAAGUGCCAAAGACCUACCGGCCCCCUAAAGGUCCACGGUUCCUCAGCAGCCGUCUAGGGCCUGUGUCCCCUGCUCUGGAGCCCAUGUCUUCACAUCGUUCUCAAACACUGAAUGCAAGCUUGGAAGACAGUCCUUUCAAAAACCUAACCAGCACUCAAAUGUCAAGGAUCCAAAGGGAGACAGACUUUCUGAGGUGUGCAAAGUGUUUGAGCCAUCGCCCCUCAGACCCCUUUGCCCGCUUUUGUCUGCAGUGCGGCACCGCUGUGCUGCCUGUGCCAGGCCAGAGGCUGCCACCCACAGAGGGUGGACAGAUGGGCUUGUGUGUCCACUGUAAAACAAUGGUGCCUGUCAACACCCCCACAUGUGUGGUAUGUGAGGCCCCCAUGAGCCCCCAGCUCCAGCCUCAGGCCAGCUUAAGACUCCAGAACAAGGUGAUCUGUCCGUCAUGUGGAACCGGAAACCCUCCGCAUAUCUCAACUUGUGUCACCUGUGAAACUAAACUACUGCAGCCACCCACUGCUGUUUUGGGUGGUCAGAGUGCCCCGCCACUUCCAUCUGGAGCAGGCAAGAUGAUGUCCUGUUCUAAGUGCAGCCGGGUCAACCACUCGGAUGCGCGCUUCUGUGACUGGUGCGGUUCCAAGCCUGGCCAUUCAGUCAGCUGUUUGAUCUGCUCCCGGUGCGGAGCGAGCAGCCACCCCUAUGCCAAAUUCUGUGGCUCCUGUGGGGUGUUUCUGGAGGGGCCACCUAGGGGGGAGUCACGUGCCAGCCUUGCCUAUUCCAUGGGGGGGAAACUGGAGUUGGAGCGAAUGUCCACUCACACCUCUGACGGUGCCACUGCCACCUGGCAGGCUGUGCCCUCCUCCGUUUCCCCCGGUGUGGCGUUGGCCCCGGCUCCAGCACGGGCGGACCAGCAGACUCAGACGGUGGGCUUGUUCUACCCGUCGGGCACUGAAGUCCACAGGAAGGGCCAGCAGGUGGCGCUGGAGCUGAGGAGACAGGAGCAGAUGAGGGACCGCAGACCACUGCUCACAGCUAUAAGCCCAGGCAGAGGGUACUGGAGGAAGCAGCUGGACCAUGUGUGUGCUCACCUGCGCAGCUACACUCAGAACAACACUGAGUUUCGAGCUCUCAUAGGGGAGCCUCGCAUGGGCCGGAUGGUUUCAGCUGUGAUCCAGGAGGACAACUAUGAAGUCAGUCUGAGGAUCAACUUUGUCUCCGCUGGACGUGAAAAAACAAAGUCCUGUCAGGUAGACGGGACUGAGAAGCUCCUUAUCCUAUCAGAGAACCAGAACCUCAGCAGUGUGACGGAAGGCAUGAGUGGCCUAUCAGCCAGACAGACCAGCCUGGGUGAGAAAGAGAGUGAGAAUGCUACCUCAAAGUCUGCAGCUUCCAAAUCAGUGAAAAACCUCAGUCAGAGCUGGACCUCAGACGUUGCACAGAAACCGCCUCCAUCCAAAGACAGUCUGCUUCUGAGGGAAGUUGGCCCAGACGGGAGGGGGGAGAUCUCUGUGGUCCAACAACUGCUUGAUGAGGGUGCAGAUCCCUCAUGCCAGGGGUGCGCCGGGCACCCUGCCCUGGUUGUUGCUGUGCUGCACGAGCACCACGAGGUCCUCCCUGUGCUGGUACAAAGGGGAGCUGACGUCAACCGGCAGUCUGGGCCGGUGAACAACACCGCUCUGCAUGAGGCUGCUGCUCUUGGGAGUAAGGGCUUACGGUGUGCAGAGACACUAUUAGGAUGCAACGCCAGCAUUCGGAAGAAGAACGACAGAGGUCUGACGGCCUAUGACUUGGCAGUUACUUCAGAUUGCAGCCCUUUGGUGUCUCUACUAGCUGCUAAGAUGGGUCAGGGCAUGCUAGACAGACUGGUCAAACCCAGGACUCACCCAAACCUAGAUGCAUUCUGAUGACAGAGAGAAUUGUGUGUGGCCCCCAAAUGGCACCCUAUUCCCUAUGGGCCCUGCUCAACAGUAGUGCACUAAAUAAGCAACAGGUUCCCAUUUAGGAUGCAACCUUUUCUCCAUGGUGGCCUUAUUUUCUGAAUUGACCAUUCAUCAAUUAUCUUGAAUCUGUUAAUCAAUUAUAAUUUCCAGAAAUGGGAUUGAUAAGGAAUUUACCCCAACCUUAUGUACUGUAGUGCUACAAACAUCUACAACCAUUUGAGGAAAAACACAAAUUUCUUGUAAAUGGCUAAUUUGUUAAUACUAACAAAACAUUCGAUUUGAAUACAGAUGCGCAAUAUAGUACUUGAUUAUAAUAAUAAAUGGUACACAUACUACUAGCUAUAGUAACUAACACUAGUUCUAAGAGGCAUGUACACUGAGGUCCAAAAGUAUUGACAGUGACCCAUUCCAGCGCUUUGAAAUAAAACAAUAACUGAUGUUUAAGUGCAGACGGUCAGCUUUAAUUUUAGGAUAUUUUCAUCCAUAGAAAUUACAUCACUUUUUGUUAAUGGCCCCCCCAGUUUAAGGAACCAAAAGUAUUUGGACAAAUUCACUUAUUCAGAAAGUAUUCAUACCUGUUGACUCAUUCCAAAUUUUGUUACACUCGGAAUGUAAAAUAUAUUACAUAUUUUCCUCUUACCCAUCUGUAAACAAACCUCAUAAUUACAAAGUGAAAACAUGUUUUUAGAAAUUGUUGCAAAUUUAUUGAAAAAUAAACACAGAAGUAUCUCAUUUACAUCACACCCGAGUGUCUUUCUGGGUAAGUCUCGAAGAGCUUUGAACACCUGCAUUGUACAAUAUUUUCCCAUUAUUCUUUAUACAAGUCUUCAAGCUCUGUUAAAUUGGUUGUUGCUAGACAACCAUUUAAGGCUUGCCAAAGAUUUAAGCAUAUUUAAGUCAAAACUGUAACUCUGCCAUUCAGGAACAUCCACUGACUUCUUGGUAAGCAACUCCAGUGUAGAUUUGGCCUUGUGUUUUAGGUUAUUGUCCUGCUGAAAGGUAAAUUCAUCUCCCAGUGUCUGGCAGAAAGCAGACUGAACCAAGUUUUCCUCUAGGAUUUUACCUGUGCUUAACUUCAUUCCAUUUUUUAUUUAUCUUGAAAAUCCCCAGUCCGUAAUGAUAACAAGCAUACCCAUAACAUGAUGCAGCCACCACUAUUCUUAAAAAUAUGGAGAGUGGUACUCAGUCAUGUGUUGUAUUUGCCCCAAACAUAAUACUUUGUAUUCAGGACAAAAAAUGUAUUGCUUUGCCACAUUUUUUGCUGUGUACUUUUUUAUUCGGCAGGGUAGCCUAGUGGUUAGAGCAUUGGACUAGUAACCGGAAGGUUGCAAGUUCAAACCCCCGAGCUGACAAGGUACAAAUCUGUCGUUCUGCCCCUGAACAGGCUGUUAACCCACUGUUCCUAGGCCGUCAUUGAAAAUAAGAAUUUGUUCUUAACUGACUUGCCUAGUUAAAUAAAGGUUCAAUUUAAAAAUUCUGUGUAGGCAUCCUUUUCACUCUGUCAAUUAUGUUAGUAUUACGGAGUAAAAGUACUGUAAUUUCUUAACAGUUCACCCGAUAUGGAUGACAAUACCCUCAAAUUAAAGCUGACAGUCUACACUUUAACCUGUCAUUGUAUCAUUUCAAAUCUAAAGUGCUAGAAUACAUAACCAAAACAUUUGCCACUGUCCAAAUACUUUUGGAUCUCACUGUACAAUAUAUAUUCCAGCAAGCAAAUGAAGACAGAAUUCAGAAUGUGAGUGAUUUUGUUCUUUAUAUAAUUGCCACUUGGGCUGUCGAAUUAUUCAGAAAUGCGAGUGUAUAAAAUUACAAUAAAAUAUCGUCCUUCAGUCUCUUCUGUCGAUCAACAAAAAUAGCUCACCAUAGGUUCUCACAAAUAUAAUGACCAAAGAAACAGUGUAACAUACAAUGGCUAAACUGAAUAGCACAGGCACUUCCAGAUGUAUUUUUUCCUCCUUCUGACUGGUUGCCUGUAUAGAAAUACAAACCCUACAACAGACAACGACAAUUUGACUAGUACACUCAAUAUGGCUGUUCACCAAUGGAACGUUAAUUUACAUGGGAUUCUCCAUUCUAGUAAUUAUAUUUCUAUGGCCCGAAUACUGGCCUGUCCCGUUUCCUGUCUCACCGCCGUAGCCGCAGGAAGAAGGCAUGUCGGCACUCCUUGCUGUCCAGCGGGUAGUAUUUGUCAUAAAAGUCCAAGAUGUACUCCUCAGUCUUGAAGCCAAACUUCUGGUAUAGGAGCAUGGCGGGGUUACUGGCCGAGACAUGUAGAGUGACAUCUUUUCCCAUGCAGGUCUGUGGGGGAAAAGAGAAUCUUGCCUGAAAAGAUAUCUUCCCUUUUUUCAACCACUUAACAUGUGCUGUUGUAGAUCAAUCCAAACCAUUUAAGUGCAUUUUACGGUUAUUUAUUUAUAGUCAUUUCUUGAGCUAACUUGACUAAAUCUAAUGUAGCCGUAGGGUCAAGUUAGUUCUGGUCUAAAAAGCACUAAGCGCCAGUACAGCAACUUUACACCGAGUGUACAAAACAUCUUCCUAAUAUUGAGUUGCACCCCCUUUUGGCCUCAGAACAGCCUCAAUUCGUUGGGGCAUGGACUCUUCGAGGUCUCAAAAGUGUUCCACAGGGAUGCUGGCCCAUGUUGACUCCAAUGCUUCAAUGUUGUGUCAAGUUGGCUGAAUGUCCUUAAGGUGGUGGACCAUCUUUGAUACACAUGGGAAACUGUUGAGCAUGAAAAACCCAGCAGCGUUGCCAUUCUUGACACACUCAAACCGAUGCACCUGGCACCUACGACUAUACCCCGUUCAAAGGCACUUAAAUCUUGCCCAUUCACCCUCAAUGGCACACAUACACAAUGUCUCAAGGCUUAAAAAUCUUCCUUUCGGCCUCCCUGGUGGCGCAGUGGUCUAAGGCACUGCAUCACAGUGCUAGCUGUGCCACCAGAGACUCUGGGUUCGAGCCCAGGUUCUGUUGCAGCUGGCCCCGACCGGGAGGCCCAUGUGGCGGUGCACAAUUGGCCUAGCGUCGUCCGGGUUAGGGAGGGUUUGGCCGGCAGGGAUAUCCUUGUCUCAUCGCGCACUAGCGACCUUUUUGGCGGGCCGGGCGCAGUGCACGCUGACCAGGUGCACAUUGGUGCAGCUGGCUUCCGGGUUGGAUGCGCGCUGUGUUAAGAAGCAGUGCGGCUUGGUUGGGUUGUGUUGUGUUGUGUUUCGGAGGACGCAUGGCUCUUAACCUUCGCCUCUCCCGAGUCCGUAUGGGAGUUGCAGCGAUGAGACAAGACAGUAACUACUAACAAUUGGAUACCAUGAAAUUGGGGAGAAAAAGGGGGCAAUAAAAAUCCUCCUUCCCUUCAUCUACACAGAUUGAAGUGGAUUUAACCUGUGACAUCCUUCAGGGAUCAUAGCGUUCACCUGGUCAGUCUCAUGGAAAGAGCAGGUGUUCCUAAUGAUUUGUCCACUCAGUGUGUAUUACAAUGCCAAUGUGGCAUCUAUAAAAGCUGCACUUAACCACUUUUUAUGUAGACAAUUUAAUUAUUGAAUUGCUGCUUGCAACUUGAGUAUUUUUGUUUUUAAUUAUUAUUAUGAUUUUGUUACCAUACCUGAAUGAGAUGGUAGAUCAUGAACGUAGCGAUUCCAGCCCUCCUCCACUCGGGAUGCACCAGCAGGAAGGAGAUGUAGGCCUCGUUGUACUUCACGUCCGGCACCAUGAACCCAAAGCCGAUCACCACCUUCUUAUAAAGGACCACGACGCUGAAGUCGGGGUACUGGAGACACUCGGAGAGAUCCACGCCUGAUAAGAGAGCCAGAGAGAAAAUCAGCUGUCAAUCUAAAACUUUGAGGGAAAUAGUUUAAAGUAGAAUAAAUAUGCACAUUGUUGUAUGCUUCCAUGCUAUUUUUUUUACAAGGACAAUGUUUCCAUCGGCAUUCACAUGAACAUUUUUAAAGGAAUAUUAUACUUUAAAUCAAUGUCAGAUGUUUUAUAAGUAGUCUAAUGUCAAGAUGACUCCGUGUCCCACAACAUGGGUUGUGAAGAUCUAGCAAUAUGCCUCAACCCCAAAUGAAUGGAAAAGAUAAGCACUGACUAAACUCAGGAAAUUAGACUGUGCUCAUCUUUUCCAUUCAUUUGGCAUUGAGGUAUAUAGCUGGAUCUACACAACCGAUGGCCUGGAACAUAACUCGACACUAGCCAACUUGAAAUCUGUAAACAUCUGACAGACUUAAUUUAAAAAAAAUUAAAUGUCCCUUUUAAGUUCCCAGUCUGAAAUAGGGCAGGGAGACAUGGCCAAAAUAUCAUAUCAAGGUCUUUUAAAAAAUUGGACCGUAUUUUAUGUUUUUGAUUAAUAAAAGUUCUAGAUUUGC
Messenger RNA from Oncorhynchus nerka (sockeye salmon), 7117 nucleotides. RefSeq names its product double zinc ribbon and ankyrin repeat domains 1 (gene dzank1). NCBI's taxonomy places the organism in Eukaryota, Metazoa, Chordata, Actinopteri, Salmoniformes, Salmonidae. Gene Ontology annotation, biological process: eye photoreceptor cell development. The transcript is spliced from 21 exons. The record is from RefSeq and is a predicted model, not a curated record. Bases 335 to 2725 code for a protein of 796 amino acids. Gene Ontology annotation, molecular function: protein binding.